Messenger RNA from Penicillium argentinense, 3123 nucleotides. RefSeq names its product exocyst subunit SEC5. The transcript is spliced from 2 exons. Gene Ontology annotation, biological process: Golgi to plasma membrane transport; exocytosis. The record is from RefSeq and is a predicted model, not a curated record. Bases 1 to 3123 code for a protein of 1040 amino acids. NCBI's taxonomy places the organism in Eukaryota, Fungi, Ascomycota, Eurotiomycetes, Eurotiales, Aspergillaceae. Gene Ontology annotation, cellular component: exocyst.
AUGUCCGACCUUGAUGUCGCCAGUCACUACAACCUCCCCUCGGAAUUUCCAGAAGAGUGGCCGGCAGCGCUGGAUGAAGCCGACCAGUCCGACGAGGAACCUGUCCAACGAACCAAAUCGCGCCCUCGCAAAUCGCGAUACUUCGCUUUAGAACGUACGCCAAGUGAUUGGAGGAGUAACUUUGGAUCUCGCCGGGGGAAAGAUGGAAGAGACAAUGCUCAGAACGACGAACCUGAUCCUCUGGGAGCUGGCGAUAGCGUCUUGCGCAUUCUGAAGCAGAGAGGGCUGCGCCUGGAGGACGAAGGGGGUAAGCGAUCACGGUUUCUGCUUUCAUCGACCUCAUUCUCGCCCGCCCUCUUUCUCUCUCAAGCACACCACUCCGACUCGAUCGAAUCGCUGAUUGAUGGCCUCGACCACCUGUCGAAUUCCAUCGAUCAGAAGUCCGCGUCCUUGAAGGUACUGGUUGAGGCCAAUUUUGAGCGCUUCGUUCGUGCGAAAGCCACCAUCGACAGUGUAUACACAGAAAUGAGAGAUCAGGGAACCACGAAGGAACAAACGCUAUCUGCCCGCCGGUCGGGACACUUCCGAAGCUACUCAGGUCAGCAGCGUGGACCAUCCCCUGCCCUUACCACGGCAACGACGGGGACUCGGAAGAAUGCACUCACAAAAGAGAGUGAGUUUGGUAUGAAAGGAAUCCGUGGCCCCUUGGUCGAAGCUUCCGUCAAGGCAGAGGAAGUGUGGGGGCCCGCCCUCGGAGGUCGUGAUCGAGAGCAGAUGCUCAAGUCUGUUGUGGACUCCAUGGAGAAACAUCGCGAUGUAUACGAAAUUGGAAGUCAUCUAUCCAAAUCUAUUCAACAACGCGACUACGACUCUGUUUUCGAACAAUACACCAAGGCCCGGACAUUGGCGAAUAGGGCGAAGAAUAUCGUGGAGCAGGCAUCCAGCACGCACCGACAACUGGCCGAUCACGAAGCGCAUACAAUUUUGGCCAUGGGGAGAAUGUGGAUAGACGUGGAUCAACAAAUUCAAGCCUUCAAGCGGGAUCUUUGGAGACGACUCGGCGACGCACCGACAAUCUCUCCUACCAGCACAGCUGCGGGUCCCGUAGAAGAGCAUAUGGAAUUGAUCGGAGCUUUGCUUGAACUCGGCGUCGAAAACAAUCCUAUUUGGACAUGGCUUCACAGCCGCUAUGAAUUCCUCAAGUUAAAGAUCACGUCAUUCUGUGAGCGCUGCAAAGUCGAGAUUGAGAUCUUGCGACGGCGACUUGCCAACGGGGAGGCGCCAACUGCUCAGGUCACCGCAUCUUAUCUUCGCUUGGCCCCUCGCGAGGGCGCAUCUGAAUUCCCAGAAAGGCUGGACUCGGACCACGUCAUUGAGCUUUGGGAUUGUGUCCAAGCAUUCCUUACCCGUCUUCUGUCCUCGCAAAGUGGGUUACUUGGCGAGGUUCUUGACUAUUGGGAAGUUACCCAGUCCUUCAUUGAUGGUAGCCGGCAAAGACUCCUCCCUGUUGGGUUCGAAGGUGAGAGCCGCAAGCACCACCGACUUACCCUCGAGAACGUGGAGGAGCUCGAGAAGGGCGUUGUAGAACUGGUGAAUCUCAUUCGAGAAAAUGUUUUCUCUAUCUUCAAUGAGUCUCCUACCGAAGAUAUCUCCCUUCUCUCAUCUCCUAUUCCGCCAAGUCCUACUAGCCCAGCAUCCAGAGGAGUCACUCCCACCGAAUCUCGGUUUAAGCUAGACCCCAAGAACCUCCCCAUUCCAGUUCCGAAACGAGGAGAGUAUUGGGAAGACUUUGCUUUCUGGCCUCCUCAUUCAAACUCCCUUAGUGGAGUGCAUUACUUGAGCAAGUUCCUUGCUAUUGUUGGCACCGCCGCUAGCGAGAUGGCAGCAUUACGUCCCGUGGGCACUGCAGGAUCCACUCACGAUCUUUUGAAGUCUCUUAUGAGCGUCUCUCGAGAACGUUCGACACGUGUGGCAUGCUCCGCUUGGAGUAAGGAUGCCGAAGUUUGCAAGUUGCUGGAGGACUGGACGCGUGACCCGGUCAAACGAGACCUGACGAAAAUGCCGGGUUUGUUUGUGGCCUACGAAGGUGCCAUCCUCGGAGGUAUGCAAAAAAUCUUGUAUGUCUCUGAGGCUGCCACAAAGUCCGGAUCGGUUGAUGUUGUUACCCAACCACCUGCGAAAAUGCUUCAGAUGGUGCGCGCGCAGUUUGUAUCGAGUGUCUACAAAGCACUCAGUGGCCUGGUCGAAAAUGCCGAACGCCUGACCGCUUCUGAUGAGGAGAACGAAUGGGUUAUUUCCAGACCAGUAAUGACUAGCCAGGCAAUUGAUGCUGCUUUGUCUGUCCUCACUGCUGAUUCGGUGGACUCUUCAAACAGGGCAAGUAAUGUGCGCAUCCUUCUCACACUCUCGAAUCUCAAGGCUCUCCAGGCCGAAUAUGUCCCUCAGUUGAUCGCCAACUUCGAGACGUCAUUUUCGGUCAAGUUGACCGAGGAAGGCAAGACAGUUCGGGAUGUCCUCAGCCAGAUUGAGGAUCGACUAUUCCAGUCAUAUACUAAGCCCACUAUCGCUGCACUUGAUGACACAAUCCAAAAAGGCAUCACUUCUGCCGACUGGGUCCCCUCGACCGACCGACCGGAGCAGGUCCGGCCUUACGUGUACAACACCAUGCUGACCUUGGUGCUGGUGCACACGGAGAUCUCGACCACCGUACCUUCUACGAUGUCGUCGACUUCCAGUCGCUCUUCACCAAAUGCCCCAUCCUCUUUGCUGGCGACCAUCCUUACGCAUCUCUUGGUACAGGUUUCUUCGUCUCUGCUCAAUGCGUUCAGCUCUCGGUCUUCUUUCUCGCUCCCUGCUUUGAUGCAAGCCACGUUGGAUACCGAGUUCAUUGCCCAAACACUCUCCCAGUAUUCGACUGAGGAAGCAUCCAACAUCCAAAGCCAGAUUUACGUGGAACUGGAUCGCCGGACUACAAACGAAGCUCGCAUCAAACUCCAGGCUGAACUGGGCGAGAUGAGAGUGGUGUUGAAGCGACUGAGAGACCGUACGAAGGGAGAAUUCGCCUGCUUCAGGAAGUCCCGUAGUGGCGGCGGAACUGGGUCGAAAUCAUCAACCGCAACAUAG